ACCUCUUAUAAACCCGUUGUGUCGGCGUUGCGGUGAAGAACUGUGCUAGCUCAGUAUUCGUCUAAUCGUUCUUGGUUUCGCAACCAGUUGUUUCUGUUCCUAUAAUUCGGGUGUCUUUUUUAUGAGUUAUCAAAAGCAGCAGAAGCCAACGCUAACAGGCCAGCGUUUUAAGACACGGAAAAGAGAUGAAAAGGAGAGAUUUGACCCUACACAGUUUCAGGAGUGCAUUGUUCAAGGACUGAAUCAAACUGGCUCUGAUUUGGACGCUGUUGCCAAGUUCCUUGAUUCAUCUGGUGCCAAGCUUGAUUAUCGACGCUAUGCUGAAACCCUCUUUGAUAUCCUGGUGGCUGGUGGAAUGCUGGCUCCAGGAGGUGCCAUAUCCGAUGACAUGACUCGGACUCACUUCUGUCUCUUUACUGCAAAAGAGGAUGUCAAAACCAUGCAGGCCUAUGCUCAGGUUUUUAACAAGCUUAUCAGGCGUUACAAGUACCUGGAGAGAGGUUUCGAAGAGGAGAUGAAAAAGUUGCUCCUGUUUUUAAAAGGGUUCACGGAGUCCGAGCGCAACAAACUUGCCAUGCUCGCUGGCAUCUUGCUGGCUAAUGGGAAUGUAUCAGCUUCAAUCCUAAGCAGUCUCUUCAAUGAGAACUUGAUCAAAGAAGGCUUGUCUCCAGCCUUCGCUGUCAAGCUGUUCAAAUCCUGGAUCAAUGAGAAGGACAUUAACUCUGUGGCUACCUGUCUCCGUAAGGUUGGCAUAGACAGCAGGUUGAUGGAGCUGUUUCCAGUGAACAAGCGGAGCAAUGAAUAUUUCUCAAAAUACUUCACUGAUGCUGGCCUCAAGGAGCUCUCUGAUAUUUCCCGUAACCAGCAGUCCUUAGGAGCUCGCAAGGAGCUUCAAAAAGAUCUCCAAGAGCAGAUAUCUCAAGGGGUUUCUUUUAAAGAGAUAAUCACUUCUUGUAAGGAAGAAAUGCUGAGGAGCAGCAUCUCUGAGCAGAAGAUGAUUAGUAUCAUGUGGAGCAGUGUCAUGAGCACAGUGGAGUGGAAUAAGAAAGAGGAGCUGGUCACUGAACAAGCCAUUAAACACUUGAAGCAACACAGCCCUCUUCUGAAGGCCUUCUCCACACAGGACCUCUCUGAGCUCAGCCUACUGCUGAAGAUUCAAGAGUACUGUUAUGAUAACAUCCACUUCAUGAAAGCUUUCCAGAAGAUUGUCUUGCUCCUCUAUAAAGUGAAUAUCUUGAGUGAAGAGGCUAUUCUUAAGUGGUAUACUGACUCUCACCUUGCCAAAGGAAAGAGUGUUUUCCUGGAGCAGAUGAAGAAGUUUGUGGAGUGGCUGAAAAAUGCAGAAGAGGAAUCUGAGUCGGAGUCUGAGGAGGAAACGGACUAAAGCCAUUCUGGAAUGAGGACUAGCGGUUUGCUGUAGAAGUUUUUUUUUUUUUUAAAGUUUAACUUUAGACGUUUUUCCCUUCAGGAAUUGAAAACCUGAAAGCUUUUAUCAUUGGCAUGUUUUUGUUUGUAUUGCUGACAUGCAAGUGUACUGUACCAGCAUCUUGAUGCUUUUUAUCCUUCACCUUGACAUCACUUUUUAUAAUAAAGAGAAUAUAUUGAAAAUGAGCUUCAACAAUUCUGUAAUGUAAAUGGUGUGACAUUGUCUUAAAGCAUAGGAAAAACGUGGAAAAGAGCAGGGUUUUUCAAAGUUUGAGGCCAAGGACCCGCAAAUUCCCAGGAAGGGACCUCGUUCCUAAUGUUAACACUAAUAUUUGUGUAUACAAAUAUUGCAUAUUCAGACAUUUUAUUAUGCAGACAAUAAAAGUGAAUUAAAGACUGCAAGUGUUUA
Messenger RNA from Myxocyprinus asiaticus (Chinese sucker), 1834 nucleotides. Its product is annotated as eIF5-mimic protein 2-B-like. The record is from RefSeq and is a predicted model, not a curated record. Gene Ontology annotation, cellular component: cytoplasm; membrane. The coding region runs from base 122 to 1384 and encodes 420 amino acids. The transcript is spliced from 12 exons. Gene Ontology annotation, molecular function: protein binding. Lineage: Eukaryota; Metazoa; Chordata; Actinopteri; Cypriniformes; Catostomidae.